Messenger RNA from Zea mays, 3045 nucleotides. RefSeq names its product serrate RNA effector molecule. Gene Ontology annotation, biological process: mRNA processing; primary miRNA processing. The transcript is spliced from 12 exons. The record is from RefSeq and is a predicted model, not a curated record. Lineage: Eukaryota; Viridiplantae; Streptophyta; Magnoliopsida; Poales; Poaceae. Gene Ontology annotation, cellular component: nuclear body. Bases 941 to 2686 code for a protein of 581 amino acids.
GUAUUGUUGAGAGGAGCCGAUCGGAGUUUGCUAGGUGCUAUGCUUGUUGCUGUCACUGGAAACUGUAUGCCGCUAACUGGAAACUGCUGUUUUGGGCUUUGUGUAGCCGUGUAGAUCACAGAUUGUGACCACUGCAAUCUGAGGUUCGGUUCACCACAGUUUAGGGUGGUAGCACGUAUAUUUGAAGUCUUGUGAUGCACCCUUUCGUACAUUGCAUCUUUAAAAGCUUUUCACAGAUUUACCUGCCUGGGAUUUGUUGUCCCCAUCUGAGAACUCUAAGUGGUUUAUAGCUGUGAGCAUAAACAAGGUAAAACAUGCGAUGGUUUUGUUGUCAGAUGUUUAUUUAUUUAUUUAUUUACUUAUUCUUGCACAGUGAUUUGAAUGUUGCAGCAGUUUUCAAUGCUGUUGAGAUUAGUCUCCCAGGUUCGAAAUUGGUCAUGGUGGCGUAUGAGGCAGUGGACGGAAUGGAGAGUUUAUCAUGGUAGCUAGGUGCUGUCAAUUGAAAUCAGUUGGUGUGCACUGGAAAUUACAGUUUUUGUUUUGUUUAGCUAUAUCGACUUGAGGUUUUAGGUUGCCGUAUAAAGGGUGACUAGAGGGUGGAAUAUACCUAAAGUUUUAGCCUUCAAUAGGAGUGCAUGGAAAACAACCAUCCACGUGCCUGAAACUUUGGGUUCCAACUCUAGCCUACUGCAACUUGUUUGGGACUAAAAUGCUUUGUUGUAUAUCUAUGAGAGGUUGUAGGUUGCAGUGCGACACUACAACACAAGGUUUCAAUGCAUGCUAUUUGCAGUAUUGGCGAUUCUAAAAUGUUAACAUGGAAUAAAAUAAGAUAUGAGGCUUGUUUGAAUUUUAUAAUUUAUGUAGGUCAUUUGGCUUUAAGAAAAUUGCUUCAUUACAUUAGGAAAUUGUUAUGUAGCUUUUAUACUGAACAGCUGCAGCAAUGUUAUCAAGUUGCCUGGUCAUGAGGGGACCAAUCAGACGACUAAUAGCCUGGUAUGGAAAUGGUCUUGGUGGCAUAGGAGGAAGAGGUGGUGACAGUCGAUAUACAAAUCGUGCACCAGAUUCUGGACGCGGUGGAUGGAAUGAGGGUUCUGGGAACAGUCGUAGGGAAGGACUGAUGUCAUACAAGCAGUUCAUCCAGGAACUUGAAGAUGAUGUUUCACCAGUUGAAGCGCAAAGCAGAUAUGAGGAGUACAAGUCAGAGUACAUCACAACUCAGAAGAAAGCUUACUUUGCCCUCCAUAAGGAUGAAGAUUGGUUAAGAAAUAAAUACCAUCCUACAAACCUUGAAAAUGUCAUUGAAAGAAGGAAUGAACUGGCAAGAACUACUGCAGAUGAUUUCUUCCUACAAUUGCAAAGUGGAAGUCUGGACACCGGUCCAGGUUUGACUGGUUCGGCAGUGAGCAAAUCAGGAAAUAACAGCAGUAAAAAUCUAGAUGCUGUGGAAGGGGAUGGUAAAAAGGGGAAACUUGGAAAAGGUUCCGACGAUUCAUAUUAUGCUGCUCCCAAGGCUCACCCAGUUAGUUCUGAAGUUCGUCGAAUUCGAAUUGAUAUUGAGCAAGCUCAAGGUCUCAUUUGUAAACUUGAUUCUGAGAAGGGUAUUGAAAACAACAUCCUCUCAAGUAGUAAUCAUGAAAAGCCAGACAUGGAUAAGUCACAUGGUUCAAUGGGGCCAAUUGUUAUAGUACAAGGAUCAUCUACUGUGAAGGGUCUUGAGGGUACUGAGUUGCUGGACACUCUUGUUACUUAUUUAUGGCGUAUCCAUGGUGUGGAUUAUUAUGGUAUGUCUGAGACAAACGAACCUAAAGGCCUAAGGCAUGUGAAAGCAGAUGCGAGGACAUAUAAUGGGGCUAGCUCAAGUGCCACCGAAUGGGAGAAUAAGCUUGAUUCAUUCUGGCAAGAUAGAAUUCAAGGUCAGGAUCCAUUAGAAAUAUUGAAAGCGAAGGAGAAGAUCGAUGGAGCUGCUACUGAAGUAUUGGAUCCAUAUGUGAGGAAAAUAAGGGAUGAGAAGUAUGGGUGGAAAUAUGGAUGUGGAGCCAAGGGCUGCACGAAACUUUUCCAUGCCGCUGAGUUUGUCCAGAAGCAUAUUAAACUGAAGCACACAGACUUGGUGGUUGAUCUAACUUCAAAAGCAAGAGAAGAUAUUUACUUUGAAAACUAUAUGAAUGACCCAAAGGCGCCUGGUGGUACGCCUAUCAUGCAGCAACCUGCUCCAAGGGGAAAAGGCAGACAAAGGCCACCAAUAGAGAGUCGGCUGAGGGAUGAGCGUGGUAAUCAUAGGCUCGACAGUGAUGGGUCCGGUGAAAAUCCCGACGAUCCUGUUUAUGAUUCGUUUGGUGAUCCAACUAUGCAUGGCGCCUUCCCUCCAGAUAUUCCUGCUCCCCCUGUUCUAAUGCCUGUGCCUGGUGCCGGUCCGCUUGGACCGUUUAUUCCCGCACCGCCGGAAGUUGCCAUGCAUAUGUUGAGGGAUCAGGGCGCGCCACCUCCUUUUGAGCCCAGUGGAGGUCCACAUCCUAGGAAAGCAGGGAGGGGCAGCGGCGGCGGCGGUCCUCCAAUGCGUGGUCCGUCCCCAGUCUUCAGUGCUCCUCCGCCUCAUCAUAUGCAUGACCCUCGUCGAAUACGAAGCUACCAAGACCUGGAUGCUCCCGAGGACGAAGUGACCGUCAUGGACUACCGAAGCUUGUAGGCUUGCCUCCAGAUACUCGUUUAGGUAAACAUUACAGUGCGAAAUCAAAACAUCUUGCUCUGUCUAAAAUCACCGCGGAGGAACCCCAGCAGGCAUCUCAGCACCUGUGUCUCGACUCCUGAGCUGUCAUCUUCUCACUGUUUGUGAAACGAAACACACUACAGGACGCUCGACAAAAUAGGCCACCGUGAAACACGGUGUUAGCUCAGUCUGUGCAACGCGAAAGAUUUUCGUCCAUGUUUGAGCACUGUAAAACACUGUUCCCAACAUAACGUCCAGCUGGACAGAGUAGAGUUUAAAUAUGGUUAGUGAGAUGGAUAGUUUGAUGGAGAUAAGAUUUAUUAGGGGAUUAUCUCUUA